AACAGCGAGUCAGCGAAAGCACGUAGAAAAUUUCAAGUCAAAAUACUUGCCUCAAACAUUGUGCGUAUAAUUCGAGUUAAUGCGCACAUUUCACCGAAGAAUAUUCGCAGUAUUUUAAACAAACGAGACGCGUGCUAACCAUAAUAUUAUUAUCAUUCAGAGUUUGUUUAUAUCCAUUAUAGUAAAUUCCUAUUUUAUUUAUUCGUAGUCUCAUUUUGAAAACGGUUGUUGUAUGUAGUAAAAACAUCAAGUCGUGCAGAAGUUUGAACAUUUUAAUCGAUAACGAUAACCCAAAUUGAAUGUAAAAAUAAUCGAGCAUGUUUUAUGUUAGUGAAAUAUUUCGGUGGCAACAUAAAGUUUUAAUUAGACACAUUUGAUAGACAUAGACGAUAAGCAAAAUAGUUUCAAAAUAAAAAUGAAAUAAUUGUAAGACUAAUUGCGCACAAAGUUAUUUAAAACACACUGCCAGGACAAUGUUCCAAAACUUGGCCAACUAUUUGCUGGGCUCUGUACUGAAUCAAGACCAAGGAGCAACGGCAGAAGGGGUCGAAAAUCUCAGCAACGUAAGAUUACGAUCCGAAGACAAGGAGGACGACUGGGUGCUGGUCGACAGGGAUAGCGAAGGGAACUCCGAUACUUGUUCCGUAGAAAGUCUCGACGAUGUGGAAGAUGAAGCAGACGAAGUACCCCGCACGCGAGUUCUCACGCGAACGAGUUCGACGUCCUCGCUACCCUGCGGCUCCAACAUGGAGGAGUCGUGGUUCGUCACCCCGCCUCCUUGUUUCACCUCCGCAGGACCGAUACACAUGGAGACGUCGCCGCUGGAAAACCUACUCAUCGAACAUCCCAGCAUGAGCGUCUACCACAUUCAUCCUGGCAGGAGGCAUUUCACGGUUACGAUUCCCAUCAGGUCUUCUUCUUCUGCUUCGCACGUAAGCAACGACGAAGACGAAUUAGAAGUCGAAGAAGAGAACGUGGAGGGUCAAGCUGUAGCAAUGGUAAACAGGGUACCCCGAUUGAAUCGCUUGCAAGUUAUGCAGCAACAAGAAACACAACGUCACAAGAGCAAACGAGCUCAAAAGGUCCAAAUGCAGAAGGCUUGCCAAGCCAUCAAGAGGAGUAACCUUGAAAGAAACAAUAAGGCUCGUGAAGUAAACAGUCGCAAUCGUCGACAAAGGCGGGGAGAACGUUCGCAGGGUGCUACCCGUUCUUACGCCAACAACAAUCGCAAGUGCUAAACGCACUUUCGUAACAUGAUCUCUUUUGCAACGUCUGACGGCAACAAUUUCCAGGUUCUAUAUUGGAAAAAUAAAAAUCAUUCUGGAUUUUCAUUAUGUAUCCGUUUCUAAGCAAAGGGAAUAUUGAUUAAAAAUCCCUUUUUGAUUGUAUAUAUUUUUUUUUGUCGAAGGUCUGGAAUGAGACAUUAUAGUAUUAAAUUCUCAAAAAUAGCACGUGUGAUCAAUAAAUUUUUACCAAAGCACCGUGUUGUGUUCAAAUGAUUUGAGAAACUUUUAGUUAAGAAAUUCGCCCCGCCGUCAAGCGUUGCAAACAUUUUUUUUUUUAUUAAAUUAUGAUUACGUCUUUCACCUUAAUUUAAUUUUUAUAAUGUUGAAUCACAUCACAUAAAGGCUUUGGGUAUGGUUUGCCGAUUGCUGGGCAUUUAGAAUCAAAGUGAUUAAUUUCUGGCCAGUUGGUUGCCUACGUGAUGUGAUUUUAAUUCCUGUAGAUAUGGAUAUAUUUUUAUUAAUAAUUUUAGUGAGACGACUAUAUAAAAAAAUAAUUUAUUUUUGUUGAUUAUUACACCUGGCAAUUUAUUUUUUAUUAAUAGGGAAUAAUUAAAAUGAUCAUGAACGUCUUAAGUGUGAAGUUUAAUGUCUUGGGACGUUUUUGAUCAACAAAAAAAGUUACUGACAAUACAUUCUGCGAGAUCAUAUCCCAAAAUAGCGCUACCGUGUUGGCCAAAUUAUGCAUAUCUAUACUGUAAGCUUAUAUUCAAUACCUGGUUAAAAAUGUCGAUAUUUAAAAAAAAAAGUGAUAUAUAAAAAGGUAAUCUGGCAAGGCAGUAUUGACAAAGGGAAAAACAAUAAUUUUGUUACAUAACAAAAUAAAUAGAGCUUGAUUUACUAAUUUAGAUUAUUCAGAAUAGCUUUGAUGCUAUUCUAUAAUAGAUGUAUCUAUUAUUAUGGCUUAUAAAUAAAAAAUAAUAAAGUAAAAAAAAAAUAAUAAAUAGGAACACUGGUAUUCACCAAUUUGUAAAUAAAUAGUAUUAGUUUGUGACCAAAAAAAUGUGAAAAUUAUAAAAAAUAAUUGUAUUUCUUAGUUGUAAACUGGUUUAAAAUGAUAAGGCUACAUAUCGCCAACUUAUUUCGUAUCUUUGGAGACAAAUAUUAUUUCAUUUUUGGCAUUAUUUAAGACGAGAAAUACAAUCAAUCCAAAAUACUUUCUCAUCUCUAAGGCCGGCGACUGACUGAAGAAAUAAGUUUCAUAGAACUUGUGACUGAAGCAAAUUAUGUGAAUUUUUGUUUCAUAUUAACGCACACUGUUAAAACUUGCUUUGAGUGACUAGUUUCGCUUACUAUGUGGUCGGAUGAAAAGGUACUUUUGUUGUGGGUAAACCGCUCAAAUAAAUUGAAAGCAAAGAUGAAACGACGAUUUUGGGUGCAUCCAGCCAACAUUAAUAACUUUCAGUACUAGUUUUGUUGGUAUAGAACUGUGGCAACAUCCUGAGAAAUUUGUGUUGCAUUCAUUUCCUUUAACGCCUUUUCCCAUGCUGCACCAACAACCUCACAACUGUAUUCUGGUAGAAGAAAUUUAUAAAAACAUGGAUGAUUAUUCCAGUUUUUACUAACUUAAUUUCAAAAUUAUUAUUGUUUUUCGGCAUUUUUACACUUUCCAGUACAAAAACUUAUGAAUAAUAUAAGAAACAUAUAUUGAAAC
This is a messenger RNA of Psylliodes chrysocephalus, 2937 nucleotides long. Lineage: Eukaryota; Metazoa; Arthropoda; Insecta; Coleoptera; Chrysomelidae. The record is from the annotation of a GenBank genome assembly.